UUUUUCCCGAAUGAAAUUAUAAAAGUUGAAAAAGGUGAUGUCACUGUUAUAUCUUUAGACAGCGAAACUUAGCAUUUCAAUUUUGACAAAAAUAUUCCUUCAUUUUUUUAACAUAAGCAUUUUGCACUACUUGUACUAGUCUAAAUACUUUAGAAUAAUUUGUUUCUUCCUUUCGUCCCACCCUUGUACUUUCAAAGAAGUUGUGCCUUCAUCUAAUAUCUAUUCCAUAAAUAUUUUAUUCACCAUAUGCAUUAGGAAUCUAUUUAGGAGAUUUUUAGUGAUUACAAAUUGCAAAAUGAAAUAAACCCCGUAACCUAAUCAUAUGGAUUCCUUAUGAAAAUAAUUUUGGCACAUUUCAUAUUUAUUUUGACUUUCCAAUUUGUAUUCUCAAAACUUGUGACUAUACUUAGCUUGAUUGACUGAUUGUUGAUUUUAAUUUCGAGAAUGUUAAUAAAAUGAUUUCAAAUGCUUAGCUGAUAGUAUUAGAUGAGAGUUUUAGGAACUAUUCACUUGGGCCUUUAUCUUGAUGUUGUGUGUGGAUCCUUAAGAUCGCUACUCAUUGCAUAAGCUCAUAGGAAGAGUCUGGCCUGUUUGGAUUGACUUUUAAUAAGUAGCUUAUAAGUUAAAAGUCAUAAGUUGGUACUACCCUACUUUUGACUUUUGACUUAUAAAACACUUAUUUUGACUUAAGAAUAAGUGCUUAAAAACACUUCUUUACUUUGCCAAACACCACAAAAAUUGGAAAAGUGCUUAAAAGCUAAAAGCAACUAAAAAUAAGUCAAUCCAAACACCCACGAAGAUUCGGCAGAAGGUUAACAAACCAUUAACUUCACCUUGGCAUGCAUUCAUUAAACACUGGAAUAAACAAUAUCGAAUGAGAAGAGAACUCAGGCAAGGUUGCCGAUGUGCCAUUGUUAAGUCCUUAGUUUUGAUGAUUGACAGACUAUAUGAACUUUGUAUGUUGAGAUCUAUUUCCUAGAGUUUUUGUCAUGACAAAGCUACUACGAAUUAGGGUACAGGUUGGGCUCACCUGUCACUGUCACGGUCAACUGCGACAGCUGACACAUAGUACAAAGUUGGUGGAAAAGUUGUUGUUACCUUUUUGCCUCAACCAAUGUGAUCUCUCCUAGGUUUUCUUGUAUCAUACUAUAUAUUGCUCAUCUUCCUCAACAAGAAAACCAUUGCUUCCAUAUUCUCACAACUAAUUAUCCUUUGAAGCUAAAAGCAAAGACUAUACACUGCACCAGGAAACUGAUUGCUCAUUGAGUUGUACUUUUACUUCCUUGUUAUAGUUGAGUCCUUGUAUUUUGUUCUUAAACAUUUACCUACACUUGCUUAUGAUUGUAGUAGGUGUGGAGGUGUAAACCUUUAUCUUAUAACCAUCUAGAGUUAGGUGAUCAUUCAAUCUAGAGUUAGCUUAUGGAAGUCGAUCCAAUUAGAGCUAGUUGGAGGUUGAAGCAGUAGAGUUACUGCUUGUGUUUCCUUGUAAUAGAGUUGUUGCUAGGAAACAACGGAUUAGGAGGUUAAUCCUUAGAUUCUGUAUUCAAGAAGUUGUUUGAGUAUAGUGAAGCUUAGAAAUCCUGGAGAUAGGUCGUGUUUUUUCUUCCUUGAGCAAGGAGUUUCCACAUAAAAACCUUGUGUUCAUUGUUUUACUUUAUUCCUGCACUUCUUACUUUACAUAACUCCUAGUCUUGUUGUGUGAGUGCAUCCGGAAACAGGUCCCUAACUUGAGGAGCAAUCCACCCCAAUCCUUCAGUCAUGUUGGAUCAUGAUGAUUUUCAAAAUAGCUUAUAUUUGAACUAGACUUUUUAUGUCUUAAUUUGUUGGAGAUUACUUGGAGAAGUUUUUCCUAAUUUGGAUUUUGUAGACAAAUGCUAAAAGUAUAUUUGAACUAUGUAGUUGGUUGAUGAGUAACAAGGGUUAAGUUUUGGAGGGAAAGAAAUGAUUUCAAAUGUUUAACUGACAGUAUUAGAUAAGAUUUUAGAAACUAUUUAUAACAGUUGGGUCUUUAUUUUGAUGUUUCGUGUGUUUUGUCUGUUUAUGACUUGUUUGAAUGGUUAGAAUUGAGGAGUUCGACUUGUUUUAUGUUGAGUUGACACUCAAAAUCUAGUGUAGAACAAUUACAAGGGGCCAAUAAUAUUCUUGUUUUCUUGAAGAUGACAUACGGUGCAAUUAUUUUCAACAUUUAAGUACACAAUUAAUUGAAAAUGAACAGUAUGAUGAUUGUGACUAGUUUUUUUUUUUCAAAAAGAAAAACUGUUAAUAAAAAUGAGUUAUAUAUUGAAAUGAAAUAAACGUAGGAAAGCUACUAAUUACUUCAAAAGAAGUGAAAGGAAAUACAAUACUGUUCGUAUGAAUAUGGAGUAACAUUUCAUAAGAGCUACUAUAACUUAAAUUAGAUUAGAAAAAUAUUGAAGAGUGAAUAAUUUAGUGAUGGGAGGAUAUAUAUCUCCUUUUGCCAAUCACGCAUUUGGAAGUAACGGCCGAACAAGUUAUUCAAAGAUUAAUAAAAAAAAUUACAAUAUAAACAUCAUAGUUUUAAAUUUAAACGAGCGUCUCAAUAAUUCAUCAAGUGAGAUGAAUAUUCAGAAUAGUAUUUUUUUUUUCUGACUCCACAAAUUCCAACUUUUUUAUGAAGUAGAUAACAUUUGUUAAAAUCUUGAAGGAACGUGCCUAUAUUUCCUCAAAUAAUAUACGAAUAAUAUUUUCUCUUAUUUCCUGAACUUCGUUAUCCUAUUUUUCUAAUUAACAAGAAGCACUUUAUGUUGUUGAAUGAAUGAUUGUCCUUAAUUUUGUCGGUCCUUAUUUUUUUUAUGGAAAAAUAUUUUUGUUGCCCAUAUUCAACAAAUCAAAUUUCCACAUUCAUCAUUUGCUCCCCUGGUUGUUGGGAUUUGCUGAAAAUAUAUGGCAAGAAAGUGGAGGUCAAAAUCAAAACUACAAAAAUCAAAGCCACUAAAACUCCAAUAAAUGCCAUGGCUAUGGCAAUUAUCAAUUCCAGAUAAUCUUAAAUAAGACAGUCAUCACUUGAUCGUGCAUUUUUAUGUCAAAGAAGAUUAAAAAGAUAGUAGCCAUAUAUUAUAUUAUAAAUUUCAUAUGGUUCAUACUUGAGCAAUCAAUUCAAAAGCUUAAAUGAAUCAAUCUACUAAUUUCCCUAGCUUUGUUUUACUAAUUUCUAGUAGCCCGUCUAAAAGGUUGGGUCAAUUUGACCUAGUGAAAGUUUGUCAAACUAGACGUGUUCUUUUUAUUUGUUCUCUAUGAAGGAAAAAUAAAUGUUUUAACUUUCGGAUAUAAAAACUGAAUCAAUAAAAAAUAUUCCCUCCGUCUCAUUUUAUGUGUCGCUAUUUUCUUUUUGAUCUGUCUAAAAAAGAAAGUCACAUUUUCUUACUUGGUAACUAUGUAAUGGCAUCAUAUCCAUUUUAUCCUUAGUGGAUCCCACUUAUUACGAAAAGACAAUAAAAAAGAUAAACACCAAAAUAAUUUUAAAAUGGGCAAUUUUAUAAACUUUACAAAGUCACUUAUUUUUUAAACUUCGUGCCGGGUCACAUGACGACACAUAAAAUGAGACGGAGGUAGUAAAAGCUAGUAAAAUGUUGCAUGUGGCCAGGGGUGGGUUUAGAGCCUUGCGUGGAGGUUUUCAGAAAUUCAAUAACUUUAGUACGGAUCUUGAAUUUAUAUUAAAAAUCUAGUAAAUAUAUAAAAAUUAUAAGUUGAAAAUCUAUGAUAAAGUGUGUUGUAGGUCUAGUGACAAGAAAGAUGCUUGUUGGAGUACUAUUGCCCUCUUGGUUGUGUGUUCUAACCCCAUCAAUGGCAUUUUUUUAAAAUUAUUUUGCUCAAGAAAUCCGAAAACUUAAAAUUCUAAAUUUGGCUCUUAAAAAAUAUUUUGAUACAUUCUUGAUUCUCCACAUAAUUAGUUAUAAGUAUUUAUAUUUUUUAAUUUAAUUUCGUAUUAAAUUAAGACUUGACAAAUAGAUUAAAACAGAGAAAAGAAAUAUUUUUGACAUUUUAUUUGUAAUUGAGCUCUGAUUAAUACAGUUUAGAGGAAUGUUCUGAACAAGGUAAUAAAAUAUACAUUUCCUGGUAAUGUAAAAACAUGUAAAGAGAGUAAUAUGGACCAAAAUUUUUUGUACAAAUUGCAAUUUUCUUUUAAUCAUUCUCCUUUUUUAUGAAAACAGAAACUGAAAAAUUGAAAUUUAAUAGUUUGGCAGCAAAAAAUUUAACCCAAAGUUUGAAGGAAUACUGCAGUCUCUAGCUGAUUUUAUGAGUGCUUUGUUGCUCUAUCAUACCAGAACCAAACACAACUCCCUUAACAAAAACCUCUCCGCUUUCAACAUUUACUUGCCCUUCAAAUUCUUCAGCACAAUCUCAACUCAAUGCAGUCAACAACAGCAAAUAAACCGCCCCUUUCAAUGCCUACAAGAACACCAAGAACCAGAAAUCUCCUGGUUUCAUCAAAAGGGGUUUUCCAAUAUCACCCAAGACAUAGUUGGGCGAGCAGUUCAUGCAGUAUGCUUAAAGGAACAACCCCAUUUAAGCAUUUUCCAUUACAAUACUUUGAUUAAUAUGUAUUCGAAAUUUGGAAGAAUUGAAGGUGCACGCCAUGUGUUUGAUAAUAUGCCUGAGAGAAAUUCAGCGUCUUGGAAUAAUAUGGUAUCUGGGUAUGUUAAGAUGGGUGUUUAUUGGGAUGCCGCUGUUCUCUUUUUUGAAAUGUGGGGUUGUGGAAUUCAGCCAAGUGGGUAUUUUAUAGCUAGUUUGUUGACUGCGUUUAGUAAAUUGGAAAAUAUGGUACUUGAAGGAUUUCAAAUUCAUGGAUUGGUUUUAAAAUAUGGUUUGUUGCAUGAUGUUUUUGUGGGGACUUCGUUUCUUCAUUUUUAUGGUGUAUAUGGACUACCUUGUUGUGCUAAAACUUUGUUUGAGGAAAUGCCUGAAAGAAAUGUUGUUACUUGGACUUCUUUGAUGGUUGCGUUUUCGGAUAAUGGUUACCCGGAGGUGGCAAUAAAUCUAUACGAAAGAAUGAGGCACGAGGAGGUGUCUGGUAAUGAAAACACACUGACUACUAUUAUUAGUUCUUGCAUUGCUCUUGAUGAUGAUUUUUUUGGUCAUCAAGCGUUAGGUCAGAUUGUAAAGUCUGGAUUCCUGGACAAUGUUUCGGUGUCAAAUUCUCUUAUUUCGAUGUUUGGUAGUUUUGGUUUCAUUGAGGAUGCCUCUUAUAUCUUUGAUGGGAUGAUUGAGCGUGACACUAUAUCAUGGAAUUCAAUUAUUUCUGCACUAGCAUAUAAUCAGUUAUAUGAGAAGGUGUUCAGCUCAUUUUCUGAAAUGCGUCAUGAUCACGACGAUGUCAAUUCAACAACACUGUCGUCAUUGUUGUCUGUUAGUGGAACUACGGAUUGUCUAAACUUAGGGAGAAGUGUUCAUGGGUUGUCGUUGAAAUUGGGAUGGGAUUCUAAUAUUUGUGUGUCAAAUACUCUUCUCUCCAUGUAUUUGGAAGCUUCAAGGGACAAUGAAGCUGAAAGUUUGUUUUUGGCAAUGCCAGUAAAAGAUGUGAUUUCAUGGAACUCCAUGAUGGCUGGUUAUGUUUUAGCAGGUAAGUAUUUCAAGGUUUUGGGAGUGUUGGCUGAACUGCUUCACUUGCGAAGAACAGUUAAUUAUGUGUCCUUUGCUAGUGCUUUGGCUGCGUGUUCAGAUGGUCAAUUGCCUGAUGAAGGCAAAACUAUUCAUGCUCUUGUAAUUGCUCAUGGGCUCCAUGACAAUUUAAUAGUUGGCAAUGCAUUAGUCACCAUGUACGGAAAGUGUGGUAUGAUGUGGGAGGCUAAAAUGGUAUUUCAGAAAAUGCCUGACAGGGAAUUAGUUACUUGGAAUGCAUUGAUUGCCGGCUAUGCAGAUAAUAAGGACACACCCGACGCAGUGAGAACUUUUAAGUCAAUGAGAGAGGAAGAAAAUUCUCCAAAUUACAUUACUUUGAUCAUUGUUUUGGGUUCUUGCUCAACUGACACUGAUCUGUUGAAUUAUGGCAUGCCGUUGCACGGACAUAUAAUUCUGACUGGUUUCGAGACUAAUGAAUACGUCAGGAACUCUCUCAUAACAAUGUAUGCCGACUGUGGUGAUGUCGUUUCGAGUAGUCUUAUCUUUAAUGCGCUGCUAAAUAAGACAUCAGUGACCUGGAAUGCUAUGCUUGCCGCUAAUUCUCGUCUUGGUUUCUGGGAAGAAGCCUUGAAACUUAUUCUGCAGAUGCAAAGGGAAAAACUGGAAUUUGACCAAUUCAGCCUCUCUGCUGCUCUUUCAGCUGCAGCAAACAUGGCAUCCCUAGAAGAGGGACAGCAGAUUUACUGUCUAGCUACUAAACUUGGGUUUGACUCCAAUUCUUUUGUUGGAAACGCUGCAAUGGAUAUGUAUGGGAAAUGUGGCGAAAUGAACGAUGUGCUGAAAAUACUCCCUGAACCAAAUAUGCGUCCAAGAUUAUCUUGGAAUGUAUUAAUAUCUGUUUUUGCCAGACAUGGACUUUUCCAGAAAGCUAGGGAUAGUUUUCACGAUAUGAUAAAGCAAGGUUCAAAACCAGACCAUGUCACUUUUGUCUCUCUUCUAUCAGCCUGUAGUCAUGGUGGUCUAGUAGAUGAAGGUCUUCGAUAUUUUGCUUGUAUGAAUUCUGAAUUUGGAAUCCCGGCUGGCAUAGAGCACUGUGUUUGUAUAGUAGACCUUCUUGGAAGAUCUGGAAGGCUCUCUGAAGCCAUAGCUUUUAUUAAAGAAAUGCCAGUGCCGCCAAACGAUUUUGUUUGGAGAAGCUUGUUGGCAGCAUGCAGGAUGCACGGGAGUACAGAACUAGGAAAAGUAGCAGCUGAAAAUCUUCUGAGAUCUAACCCAUCGGAUGACUCAGCCUAUGUUCUUUAUUCAAAUAUCUGUGCAACUUCUGGGAGGUGGCAGGACGCUCAGAAUGUGAGGGCCGAAAUGGAAUCACAUAAAUUGAAAAAACAGCUUGCUUGCAGUUGGGUCAAGUUAAAGAACCAAAUUUGCACCUUUGGGAUUGGAGACUUGUCUCACCCGGAGUCAGAGCAAAUCUACAGGAAAUUGACCGAACUUAGAAAAAAGAUUCAGGAGGCUGGUUAUAUUGCUGAUACAAGCUUUGCGUUGCAUGACACGGAUGAAGAACAGAAGGAGCACAAUUUAUGGAUGCAUAGUGAAAGACUUGCACUAGCAUAUGGUUUGAUUAGUACCCCUCAAGGUUCUACACUUCGAAUAUUUAAGAACCUUAGAGUGUGUGGUGAUUGUCAUUCUGUUUUCAAGUUCGUAAGCAGCAUUGUUACUAGGGACAUCAUAUUGAGGGAUCCUUAUCGGUUUCACCAUUUUACUGGUGGCCAAUGUUCUUGUGGUGAUUACUGGUGAUAAUGCUGUUGGUAAUCUCUGAUAAAUUUUAAAGAUUUGAGUGGGGUUCUGGACUAGUGAAUUUUUGUACGAGAGAAAGACAACUCUUGAAUGGCACACCAACUUUUUCAUUGGAAAGCAAUAGCGUGUGCCGCCGUAAUUUACAAAUUUUAUACAAGAACAAGAUUUUGAAAGUAACGCAUCGCUUUAGUUGAUUUUUCCUUUUGAA
Messenger RNA from Capsicum annuum, 7582 nucleotides. RefSeq names its product pentatricopeptide repeat-containing protein At3g24000, mitochondrial. NCBI's taxonomy places the organism in Eukaryota, Viridiplantae, Streptophyta, Magnoliopsida, Solanales, Solanaceae. Bases 4258 to 7374 code for a protein of 1038 amino acids. Gene Ontology annotation, molecular function: RNA binding; protein binding; zinc ion binding. The record is from RefSeq and is a predicted model, not a curated record. The transcript has a single exon. Gene Ontology annotation, biological process: RNA modification.